CCACGCUGCUCCCGGCCUCGUGGUGGCAGCAGAGAGCACGGCCCGGCCUGCCCCGCGGGCUCUUGGGGUUGGCGCCUGCGUAGAGCGCAGCGGAGGCGGGACGUGCCGGCGGGGGCGGAGCCGAGCGGAGUCCCCGGAUGAGGCCAAGAUGGCGGCGGCGGUGGUGGCGCUGCGGGCGCUGGAGAGGCUGUGCCGCGUCGCCCUCUUCCUCUCGCAGCUCUACGUCCUCUCCGGGCGCGGUGAGUGCCAGGCCGGUUCACGCCGAAGAGGCGCCGGGGUGGCGGGGCCCUUGCACUCUGCACGCGCUCAGGGGCCGGCCGGGCCUCUGCCGGGAGGCUGCCUCGCCGGGACGGAGACCUGGCCGCGGGUCUCUCUCUCCGGGGCCUGUUCCCGGGCUCUGCUGCGCUGGCGUUUGCCCAGAAGCCGAGAGAGGGGCAACCUGCACCGCCAGCCUUGGGUCGCUUCCCCGGGGCAGAACAGCCUCUUCCGGCCUCGCGCCUGGUGCUGUGUCAUCCUCUCAAAACCUUAAGAAAACAGGUCUCUGCCCCGACAGGCUUACACUAUAGAAACUGGCACUGGGAUGAUGGGACUGGGGCGGAGAAACAACCAAGAAAGGAGAGCGAAAUGAAGGAGGGGGGAGUCAUGUUUUUAUUUUGUUAAUAUAUACCUGGGUUUUGUUACUUCAGGAUAUGGGGCAGACACAGCCUUUCUUGUGUUUAAGUAUUACCUGGUCGCCAUAGGUGACCAGGCAUUGCAUGCAGGGAGUGAGGGGGCUAAUAUACAAAGCUAGAUUAAAGGGUAUGCCUCUGAAUACCCGUUGCUGGGAACUGCGGUUGGGGAGAGGGCUGUGCUCAGAUCCUGUUUCCAGGCUCCCCAUAGGCAUCUGGUUCACCACUCCAAGAACAGGAUGCUGGACCAGAUGGGUCUUUCUUGUGAUCCGUCAGGGCUCUUCUUACGUUGUUCCCGAAUCUGGUUAUGAGGAACUGCAAACCUAUUAUAUUCAAGUCAGUCUUUGGGGCUUCUCACUGCUAUCCUUUGCUGUGAUUGGCAGUGUUGCUUUAGGACAGGGGUAGGCAACCUAAGGCCCGGGGGCCGGAUGCGGCCCAGUUGCCUUCUCAAUCCGACCUGCGGAUGGUCCAGGAAUCAGCGUGUUUUUACAUGAGUAGAAUGUGUGCUUUUAUUUAAAAUGCAUCUCUGGGUUAUCCGUAGGGCAUAGGAAUUUGUUCAUUAUUAUUUUUGCCCAAAAUAUAGUCCGGCCCCCCCACAAGGUCUGAGGAACGCCACAAGGUCUUAUCCAGUCUUGCUACUGUAGGACUUUUUUUAAACAAGUAAUGUCCAACACAGACAAACGUCUCAGUUGUUGUGCUGUGCAUCAUUAAGAGGCCUUGAAAGAUCUGAGACACCUGCUGUCAAAGGUGCAAAUACACCAGUGUUUCUUCUCUCUCUUCUUCGCAAUUCAGCACCUUAAUUCAAAGUAGUGAUGCUGUUGUGUAAUUUAACUUACCGGCUCAUGGGUCUGAACUACCCACACUUUUAAAAUGCAAAUUGAAGUAAGUGUGGAAAGAUCACAGUACUACUACUUGGACUGGAGGUCCUGGGUUAGGGUGAGGAAGAUGAGAAAUACAUUCUGAGGGACAGCACUAUUACAGAGUAAUAGUUCCCUGGGCAGAGAAAGUCACUCAGCACAGCACUGGCAACUAGCCUCUAGAGGAGGAGUGUACUGAGCAAUUCAAGCCACUUUAUCUUACCAGCACCACUUUCUUUUGAACACACAAGGGAUUUGAACCCAAGCCUGAUGCUCUGGACCACACUGUUGCUUCCAAGUCGUAACUAAACAUGCUUUGAAUCCUGUUAGUAUUUUGUGUUUCUUUCCCCCCACCCCACCCCCAGGAUCACUGAGCUUAGAACACUCUCAUCCACAAGCUCAGCUGGCAAAGGUUGCAAUAGUACCUACAAGCACACACAUUCCAGUGUCUAAAGUAUCAGGUAUGUAUUUUUUUUUCCAUUCCGUCUUGUACUUCUUAGAAUGAAAAUGUAUGUCUUUGUAAACCUUACUCUGCACAGAUCUUUAGAGGUUUGUGAGAUAUAUUUGCCUACAGAACAGCUUAUUUCUGAAGGACUCUCCAUCCCACUUCCUCCAUGUAAAAAAACCCCCUAAUUUCUAGAAACAAAUUCUCAAAUGUAAGAAAAACUAGGAAAUUAGGGCUUUACAUUUGCUAAUGAGAGAAGACACACCUUUCUGUUAUAUCUUGAUUCUUAAGAUCAUAGUAUUUUGCAACUCAGAGUCUCUCUUGUGAACACUGCCUCAAGCUGCCACCAACAAUCUGUUCCACAUGGGCGUGUUCCACUUGUGCAUACUAUAUAAUGUGGCCCUUAAUGGGAGGGAAAUGGACUGUUUGGUCCCCUGUACAGGAAACAAAAACAUAAGAAGAGCCCUGCUGGAUCUGAUCAAGGGUUCAUCUAGUCCAGCAUGCUGUUUCCCGCAGUGACCAACCAGAUGCCUCUGGGGCGCCCACAAGGAGGGCAGGAGGGCAGGAACCACUCCUGUUGUUGUUUCCCGAAAGCACUUACUCAGAGGCAUUUCUAACACUAGAAGCAAAAGCUUUUUCUGUGGAUAAAGCCCAUUGAGUGGCUCAAGGAAACAAAAAUAAUUUUCUUGAACUUAAAACUGAAGGAGGUCUUUCAUUUGGAAACAAAACAAUUGUACCCUGCAGAUAAAGAAGCUGUUGAUUAUCUCCUACUAAGAGCCAAAGAACACUAAUGAAACUGAAAGGUGUUGCCACCAAUUGAGCAAAGGAACCAGCAUGAAUUAUUGUGAGCAGGUCUGAAUAAAUACUCAUGCAUGUGAUUACAAAUACUAUUACCAUAUGGCAUUGAUAAAUGCCAGAGUACUUUCUCGUUUCACUUUCCCUUCUGUGAGUCCAUCCCUCUCCAUGGAUGCAGCUCCUAUUUGUGUAGUAGCUAUGGUACUUAAAUACGCUUCGUGUUUCAAAAUGAUAAUCCAGUAAUAUUUCUCAAUGCUUACCUGACUUUUUUGUUUGAGUAUUAAUAUACUUAAUUCUAUAUAGCCUGUGAGUCAGUCACUUGCCUUUUCAUUUGAAUGUGACCCAUAACUUUCCCCAUAGAAAUGUAUCUGAAUUGUGAAAAAUGCUGGGGUUAUGCAAAAGGUCCCCAGUUCUGUGCCCAUCAGAGAGCCAGUGUGGUGUAGUGGUUAAGAGCAGUAGUCUCGUAAUCUGGGGAACCGGGUUCGCGUCUCCGCUCCUCCACAUGCAGCUGCUGGGUGACCUUGGGCCAUCACACUUCUUUGAAGUCUCUCAGCCCCACUCCCCUCACAGAGUGAUUGUUGUGGGGGAGGAAGGGAAAGGAGAAUGUUAGCCGCUUUGAGACACCUUAAAGGGAGUGAAAGGCAGGAUAUCAAAUCCAAACUCUUCUUCUUCUUCUUCUUCUUCUUCUUCUUCUUCUUCUUCUUCAUGCAAGGCUGGGAAAGACACCUGUCACUGUAGACCCUCCAGAUAUUGCUGGAGUACAGCUUUCAGCAACCCUGACCAUUAGGCUUGCUGGUUGGGACUAAUCAGGAUUGGAUUCCAACCAUAUUUAGAAGGCCACAGGGCAUUCUAGUGUAGACAAUACUGAGCUAGAUGGUCUAAAGUUCUGGCUCAGUUUAAGACAGUCAUAUCUUCCUAAUCCUAAAAAUAACUUACAUAUAAGGGAGACCCAUUAAAUUCUUUGGGCCUUAUAGUGGAUCUUACUCCUGGGUAAACAUGCAUAGGCUGCACAUUACUAAAAUAGGUGAAAUGUAAAUUGAGCAGGUUAGGAAAAAGUAGUUGCUUAGGCAUUCGUGUUCAGCAACCUAGGAAUUUCAGAUAUUUUGUUCCCUAGCUUUUUUCUAGGGAAUACUGAAACUCUUGUUCUCACCAGAUUUUAAUUCUUCAGAAGCCACAGCGACCCCAUCGUAUAUGACCCAAUGCCCUAGUAAUGGACUGUGCAGCCGACUGCCUCCAGGAUGUAUGGACUGUGAAACAAAUUGCUCCUGUAUCUAUGGCAAAACUGCUGUUUUUGAAUGUAAAGCCAGAUCCCAGGUCCACUGUGUUGUAAGUAGAAUGCUUGUUCAUUUGUAAUAUGAACAUGAAUCUUGCGGAAAUACUACACCUUACUUGUUUGAAGGAGAAUAAUUACUUUGUAAAAUAUGUAAUUGAAUAGAUACCUUAUUCAGGAGAUGCUGGAUAUGGAUGAAAGGGAUAUUCUGUUGGGCCUAGACAUUUGCUUUCUAUCUGAUAGGGGGAAGAUUCAAUUCUGUACUUUAAUUACAGAGACCUCAGCUUGUGGUUAGCAGUAGGGUUUGGCUGCUAUGACCCCUUAUAACAUUUCAUAUGUGCAUUUGUAGAUUAUUUUUUUCCCAAAAGACAUAUCCUGUUUUACAGACUCUUCCCAAAGCGAUAAACAGUAAAAGCACCAGCAAUCAAAACAAAUACAGUUUCUGAUCCAGUGCUGAUAAAGACUGGAAUAAAAAUCUCUACUUCAAAGUUUUGUUGAAAGCAGAAGAAGGUUGUUAACAAGUGCUGAAAAGAUUAUAUAGAUGGUCUCAACCAGGGAUGUCAACAGGUCAAUCGCGAUCUGCUGGUAGAUCCCAGUGAGGUUUUGGUAGAUCUCUGGCUCCCUUUCCUUAGCGUCGCUAAAACUGACUCCUGCCUUGCCCCGCCCUCUAUUGUUGUUUGAUCUCUGGAAGGGAAGACGGAGCUUCCUCUGUGCUGCUGUUUUCAUCCAUAGCGAUCUUUUUGUGAGUGACCUUACCCCUUUGUCCCCUGCCUUUAACCCCAGCCCCAAAACAGGGCUUUCCUCCCUAAAAAUAGCUCAACAACUUUGAGCUGAACCUCAAAAAAACGGGGGUAGUUUUUAAUUCUGAAAGUAGAUUGCAGCCUCUUGAGAGUUGGCCACCCCUGGUCUAAACCAAUUGGGAGGUCCUUGGUGCAUGACCUACGAUGGUCCAGCUGCCACAGUCUAGAAAUGGCCAAAGCUGUUAGAAGGCACUCCUAGCCACUAAGGUCACCUUAGUGACAGAUGGAUCCAGGAGACCCCGGGACAACAAGCCCACUCCUUCAGAGGAAGUACAUUCUCUACCCAAAGCAGGCAAUUGACCAAUUACACGGACUCAAUAAGUGUUCACAAAUUGUGCAUUGGUCUUGUCAAGAUUCAGACUCAGUCUGUUGGCUGCUGUCCAGCCCACCACUGCACCCAGGCACUGACCCAGGGCUUGCACAGCCUCUGCUGAUUCAGAUGUUAUGGCGAAAGAGAGCUGGGUUUAUCAGUGUACUGAUGACACCUUGCUCCAUAUCUCCUAAUGACCACUCUUAAUGGCUUCAUAUAGAUGUUAAAUAGCAUUGGGGACUACAUAGUGCACUGUGGCACCUCACAGCUCAAGAACCUAGGGGCUGAGAAACACUAUUAAAUGCCGUCUGCUGGAACUGUCCCUGAAGAGGAGACCAGAGCAAUGCCCCUGAUACUCAUUUCUUUCAGAGAGUAUAGGCAGAUGCCAUGCUCCCUUGUAUCAGAAGCAGGUGAGAGAUCAAGCAGAAGCAGCCAGGUCCUUCCCUCAAUAAGGGUCGUCCAUUAGGGCACCCAAGGUAGAGUCAGUCACUGAAAUGGAAAAAAAAAAUUAAUUUAGUAAAAGUAUCUAGAACUUAGGUGCUCUCAGCUUCCAAAAAAUCAAGUGUAUUUGGUGAUUCUGUCACACUCCAGUAAGUGCUCUCUGGUUAACCUGUGUAUUAUUUCUGGAAGGGUGAGUUAAGAUUUCUGAUUCUCAUGCAGGAUGAGAAAAACAAUCGCCCAGAAACUUUCACAAUCAACAUGACUUGCCAGCUUUGCUGGCAACUCCCUCCAUCAGAUUAUGUCUGCUCCAAUCCUACAAACUGCAAAACGGUCUCUUGUCCACGAGAACGAUAUAGUGCCAAUUGCACGGUGCGGGAUCAUAUUCAUUGUCUGGGUAAGCAAUGCCUUAGUGUGGGUGUUUGACGUGGUGGGGAGAAGAAAGGCGUCUUUCUGAACAAUAUUAUUCACUAUUUCCAGAGCAUCUUGUUCGGACCAAGAAAAGGUUUGGGAUCUUAGGUUAUGACUAAGCUGUGUGGUAUCCAGCUUAUUAAAUUAAGUAAUAUGCAUUGGUCUAGGCAUAGAUGUUCUAACCAUCCCUGCCCAUGCCCACCACUUUGGAGCAAGAGGGUAUUGUAAUGCAAAUCACCAAUCCCAUUUUUCCUGGUAAAGGUUUUCUCUCUCACAUCCCAGGGGGUUCCUAUUGGCCCACAGUUAUAGUAAUAUGAUACCAUGAUGGUCAUUUGGUGUUAGACAGUGUAGUAACUGUCUACUUUCCUAAAAGUUUCUGGCUAUUAGAUGAUUGCUGGACCUUACUGCAAUAAAUAAUCACAAUCAACUUGUGCAGACACUAGGCAGAGGGAAAAGCCUCGCAGCUUAUCAGUUAUGUGUGUUGGCAUCUAAUUUAGUGGUAAGUAGCUGUUGAGUGUAAGUAGCUUCCGUGCGCUGCUCUGGUUUGCCAGGAGCUGCUUAGUCAUGCUGGCCACAUGACCCGGAAGCUGUACGCUGGCUCCCUCGGCCAAUAAAGCGAGAUGAGCGCCGCAACCCCAGAGUCAGUCACAACUGGACCUAAUGGUCAGGGGUCCCUUUACCUUUACCUAGCUGUUGAAAAUGAUGGGUGAGCCACCUCAACAUGAAAAGGAUUCUGAUCCGGGAUCUUGUCCUUAUGACCAAAAUUGAUCAGUUAUGAAAGUACCUCUUUGACCACACUUGAAAUUCAACAAGAGAUAAGAUCUCUAAAAGGCUCCUGAGUAAGAUGGUGUCCCUGAAGAAUUCUAUAAAAUUCUAACAGAUGUUUUGGGGGCAAAAAUACCAGACUUGGGAGAAAUGCAAAAAAUAAUACUAAUGAAUAAAAAGGGGAAAGAUGCAACACUGAUAACAGAUGAGCCUAUAUCACUCUUAAAUCAGGGCUGUAAAGUAUUUGUCACAGUUUUUGCAAUAAGAUCAAUUAAGAUAAUUUCAAAGCACACACUGCAGCACUAUUCCUGUUUGUGGUCUUGGCUUUAUGAUUUCAAUGUCUGUUUAUUUUAAGGUAACCGUACUUUCCCCAAGAUGCUUUAUUGUAACUGGACAGGAGGCUAUAAAUGGUCAACUGCCUUGGCUUUAAGGUAGGAAUAGGAUUACCUGCUUUCUAAAUAAAAUACUUUCUUUUUUGGACUUGAUGUUUGGUUAAGCUGGUCAAGGGAGCCUGGUUACUUUAUUUUGUCUUCAGGCAGUUCUGAAGCAUGCUGCCUGUCCUGAGUCUUGAAAGCAGAAUGGGAUGCUACCAGUAUUUUGUGUUAAACUGUAAAAAUAAGUGCAAAGUUUUCAUUUUUUUAAAAAAUUAUAUCACUAGUAGGCUCAUUUAAAGUAGAUGAUUUUUUAAGUCAGUGUUAAUCAACUUCAUUAUGCUAUUUGUCAGGUACAAAUAAUUUAAAUGCUUUGCUGCUGGCAUCAGUAAUGGAUGUCUGGAUUUGGACAGCUUCUCAGACAUAAUUGUGUUGUAUUUGCAGCAUCACACUUGGCGGUUUUGGAGCUGAUCGUUUCUACUUGGGCCAGUGGAGAGAAGGUCUGGGCAAACUUUUCAGCUUUGGAGGCCUGGGAAUCUGGACUCUCAUAGAUGUACUGCUCAUAGGCGUUGGUUAUGUGGGCCCUGCUGACGGCUCACUUUACAUCUAACCAUCAAUGCAAGAAACGUCAGAGAUGGAUUGCACUUGGAAACACACAAACACACCUAGGAGAACUUGUUCCAUAUUUCACAUAUAUUUAAUGUACAGCAUCUGUACUUAGACUGCCUUUAACUUAAGGUGAAAUAAAUAAAUGAAUGGAUCAUUGGAUGAUGGGGUUUUUUCUGGAGUUUGUUUCCUUUUGGCUUUUUAAAUGCACUUAAUUUUUUUUCUAUGAAAAAAGGUGUUUUAAGUUGUGCAGUUCUGUUUCUUGGACAGAUGUAAACUAAUUCACUACAUGUCUAGCAAGUUCCCUUUUUAUCAUCAAUUUUUAUUAAAUGUUUUCAACAUAAAAUACAAUAAAAGCCAAACUAAUCUAGAGGAGAGAAAUAAGAAAAAAGGAAGAAAAUAAAGAAGAGGAAGAAAAGGAGAGAAAGUAUCUUUCUGUUACCCCCUGAGUAAAUCCAUUGAGCAGCAGAUUUUAAAUUUUUAUUACAUGUGUUUAUCUCCUGCAUUCAGUUAUUUUUUAUUUCCGAGAACGUACCGUGUAUGCAGUGUAUGUGUUAAUUUAACUUGAUACUUUGGCUUCUGCAGGACUGAAUGUUACAUUGUUAUUGCUAGAUAACCUUAGAAGUUGAGUCUUCUAAUAUAAUGACUGUAAUAAAAUUUUCUUUCACCACAC
This is a messenger RNA of Podarcis lilfordi (Lilford's wall lizard), 8409 nucleotides long. The record is from the annotation of a GenBank genome assembly. Lineage: Eukaryota; Metazoa; Chordata; Lepidosauria; Squamata; Lacertidae.